AUGAGGAAAUCAUUGGUGGUGGUGCUGGGUGUGGUGGUGGCAGCUGCAGCCAUGGCGGUGGCGGCGUCGGCUCACGACGUCCCGUUCACGGACAAGGACCUGGAGUCGGAGGAGAGCAUGUGGAGCCUGUACGAGAGAUGGCGCAGCGUGUAUGCGUCGUCGUCGUCGUCGGGCACUACUACAGAUCCGGGCUUCAGUGACGGGUCAUCUUGGGGGGACCUCGCCGAAAAGGUUAGCAGGUUCGAGGUGUUCAAGAAGAACGCCAGGUACAUCCACGAAUUCAACAAGAGGAAGGGCAUGUCCUACUGGCUCGGCCUCAACAAGUUCGCCGACAUGACUUCCGAGGAGUUCAUGGCCAAAUACACCGGCGCCAAGGUAGACGACACCGGCGUCUCCGGCGCCGGCGCUGCAAGCGAGCCGAUCGAGGAGGAGCAGCUGCUGGUCGGCGACGUGUCCCCUCCGGCGACGUGGGAUUGGAGGCAGCAUGGUGCUGUGACUGAUGUCAAGGACCAAGACGGUUGCGGGAGCUGCUGGGCGUUCUCGGCGGUGGGCGCGGUGGAGGGGAUAAACGCGAUCAUGACAGGGAACCUGCUGACGCUGUCGGAACAGCAGGUGCUCGACUGCUUCGGCGCCGGCGACUGCUCCGGCGGUUGGCCCGACCAGGCGCAGCAGUACAUCGUCAAGAACGGGAUCACCCUGGAUCGGUGCGGGAAGGAACCGUACUACCCGGCCUACGAUGCCACGAAGCAUCCGUGCAGAACGGUGGCAGGCAAACAACCCAUCAUCACGGUGGACGAUGUAAAGUGGGUGAACAAAAGCGAGGCCGCCCUGCUGCUCAAAGUCUACCAGCAGCCCAUCUCUGUGGCACUCGACGCCAGCGGGUGGCAGUUCUACCAAGGGGUCAGCGAUUAUCUCUCUCACCAAUAAUAUUCACCUAAUUCAAUUCGCGAGUGAAAUUUAAUUAAAAUGCUGAAAAUGAACUUAUCACUGUGCAUGCAUGGAUGCAGGGCGUGU
Messenger RNA from Oryza sativa Japonica Group (Japanese rice), 1014 nucleotides. Lineage: Eukaryota; Viridiplantae; Streptophyta; Magnoliopsida; Poales; Poaceae. The record is from RefSeq and is a predicted model, not a curated record.